CAACUAUAUAGCAUAGCAUACUUGUAUAGUACUACUACAGCUAGCUAGCGCAGCUGCGGGCUACUGUCUAGAUUAAAGCAACCUGCGAUGGAUCCGAAUAUGUGAAAUACGGCUCCGAUUUAUGAUCUUCAUCUUCCAUCUCACGUCAACCUCUUUCUCUCUCCUCCUCCUCCUCUGUCUCAUCUCCCUAUAAAUAUCACCCGCCAUAGCUUCUUUAUUAAUCCUCUCUCUGCGCCGAUAAUACAUAUAUCUUCUCCGGCCACCUUCAUUUCUUCCUGAUCGGAGCUAUACAUACACAUAUAUAUACUCUGUGUAUAUACGAUACAUAUAUGGGGGAUAACAACGUUAAUCUCCCGCCGGGCUUUCGGUUCUACCCCUCGGAUGAGGAGCUGGUGGUGCAUUUCCUCCACCGCAAGGCGGCGCUGCUGCCGUGCCACCCUGACGUCAUUCCCGAUCUCGACCUCUACCCUUACGAUCCAUGGGACUUAGACGGGAAAGCCAUGGCGGAGGGGAGGAAAUGGUAUUUUUACAGCAGAAGAACAUCGAGAAGAAUGACGGAGAACGGAUUCUGGAAGCCAUUAGGGGUGGACGAGCCAAUCUUCUCCAGCUCCGGCGGCGGCGCCGGCCAGAAAGUGGGCAUGAAGAAAUACUACGCUUUUUACGUCGGCGAGCCGCCGGAGGGCGACAAAACCGAUUGGGUAAUGCAGGAAUACCGCCUCUCUGAUUAUUCCGCUUCCACUAGCUCCAGAUCAUCCUCCAGACGAUCGAGUCGCCAUUCCAAGAUCGAUUAUAGCAAAUGGGUAAUCUGUCGGGUGUUCGAGGGAAACUAUGAUAACGGCGGCGGCGGCGAUGAUGGGACGGAGCUUUCAUGUUUGGAUGAAGUUUUCCUGUCGCUAGAUGAUCUUGAUGAGAUUAGUCUGCCACAUUAAGAUACUCAAUCAGCAUUAUAUUAAUUAAGCUAAUUAGAUCCCAUAAGCUUAGGAUCUAAAUGGCAUUAUAUUGCAUUUGCCCACCUAGUGUACUGCUACUGUUUCUUCAUAUAUAUAUGUUUUGUUCUUCUUAGCAGAAA
Ipomoea nil (Japanese morning glory) is the source of this 1069-nucleotide messenger RNA. Its product is annotated as NAC domain-containing protein 104-like. Bases 330 to 929 code for a protein of 199 amino acids. The record is from RefSeq and is a predicted model, not a curated record. The transcript is spliced from 3 exons. Gene Ontology annotation, molecular function: DNA binding. NCBI's taxonomy places the organism in Eukaryota, Viridiplantae, Streptophyta, Magnoliopsida, Solanales, Convolvulaceae. Gene Ontology annotation, biological process: regulation of DNA-templated transcription; system development.